Schizophyllum commune H4-8 is the source of this 1091-nucleotide messenger RNA. RefSeq lists its product as uncharacterized. The record is from RefSeq and is a predicted model, not a curated record. Bases 185 to 943 code for a protein of 252 amino acids. NCBI's taxonomy places the organism in Eukaryota, Fungi, Basidiomycota, Agaricomycetes, Agaricales, Schizophyllaceae. The transcript has a single exon.
UCGUCUUUACUCACGAGCUUCACGUCUUGCGCUAUCAGACACGCCCGCAUGCUCAGUGCGCCCCAUAUCAGUGCGCGACAUGUCCCACUAGUCUACCUAAUACUUAGACGUCCUUCGUGUGCAUCCUUCGUGCACAUCCUUCGUAGUGCCCUCCUUGCGCAACACGAACCUCUGUCAAUGGUUCAUGUUCGCUGGUCUUCCCUUACACUUCUUUCUUCUCCUUUUCCCUCAUGUCCCUUUCCCCGUCUUCAUUUCCCCACGCCCCUUGAUCCUCCUUCCCGUCGUCGUCUCCCCUUCCCCGUCGUCGUCUCCCCUUCCCCGUCGUCAUCUGACCUUCUUCGGGGUCCAUCCACCUCCCUUGCAUGUCCUAUGUCGACUCCCCCUUCCCCUUUCCCGUACCACUUCCCCCUCCUCCCUGCAUUCCUCCUUUCCUGCCCUGCCCUUAUGCCCUCUCCCUCAAACGGCUCUCAGUCCCUUCCUUCUCUACUCUAACCCCAUCGGAUAUGGUGUAACGGCCAACAUUGCCGCCUCUCAUAGUCCCAUAGGAUGCAGUGCGCGGCAGCUCGGGGUUCGAUUCCCCGUAUCCGAAUACGGCCACGGCACUUGUUUUUUUCGUGCUCCCGAAAUCCAUGUUGCACCGUGCUCCCGAAAUCCGUGUUGUAUCGUGCUCCCGAAAUCCAUGUUGUAUCGUGCUCCCGAGAUCCACGUUUGUCUGUCGCGCUCCCGCGACCCAUGUUUCCUUCUUGCUCACAAGACCUACAUCUUCUUUCGUGCUCCCGCGACCUAUAUUUUCUUUCGUGCUCUCGCGACCUAUAUUUUCUUUCGUGCUCUCGCGACCUAUAUUUUCCUUCGUGCUCCCAAGACCCAUAUUUUCCUUCGUGCUCCCGCGACCUAUAUUUCCUAUCGUGCGCCCGAAACCCAUCCAUAUUGUGGUGCUCGUUGACUUGGACGGCUUGGUCCUUCCCUCCCUACCCCCUCUCCCACCUCCCUCCCUACCCUCUCCCCCUUCCAUCUCUCCCCCUUGCCCCUUCCCUCCUCUCUUCCCUUCCCUCCUCUCUUCCCUUCCCUCCUCUCUUCCCUUCCUUCCCUCC